Mytilus californianus (California mussel) is the source of this 2170-nucleotide messenger RNA. RefSeq lists its product as uncharacterized. The transcript has 2 exons. NCBI's taxonomy places the organism in Eukaryota, Metazoa, Mollusca, Bivalvia, Mytilida, Mytilidae. Gene Ontology annotation, cellular component: chromosome; cytoplasm; nucleus. Gene Ontology annotation, molecular function: ATP binding; four-way junction helicase activity; nucleic acid binding. Gene Ontology annotation, biological process: double-strand break repair via homologous recombination. Bases 177 to 1745 code for a protein of 522 amino acids. The record is from RefSeq and is a predicted model, not a curated record.
GAAUAAUUCAAUCCCUCUCCGUGUCCGAUUUUCUUCCACGCGAGGGCUUGAACUCUUAAUGAUCAUUGGUCGCGUCGCUGGCUCUCUGUGAGAGAGAGCCAAUCGGCGACGAUCAGAUUGUGAGUCUGCGCAAAUCUAUGAAAACAGUUUCCGCCCGCAAUAUAUAAACAAUCAAAAUGGAUGUCGUUAAUGCUUUGAAAACAAUAGAGAUGAAAUAUGCCUUUAAUUUUAAAGAAAAACAGCUUGAGUCGGUAAAAUACAUCAUGGAGGGUAAAGAUACAUUCGUUGUCCUACCAACAGGAUAUGGGAAAAGCAAAAUAUAUUCCCAUUUACCCGAGAUUCAUGGACUUGUGAGAGAUACUCCUGGUACAGUGCUUGUUAUUUCGCCGCUUCAGUCUUUGAUGAAAGAUCAGGUUUCUAAGCUCAAUAAGAUGGGAAUUUCAGCAACUUUAGUUGGAGAAUGCCAAAGUGACAAGAACAUUGCUGAUAUGAUACGAGAGGGUAUAUAUCAGUUGGUAUUUUCUUCUCCAGAAGCUGCCUUGACACCAGGGUUUUGGAGACGUUGCUUUACCACUGGAAUAUUUCACGACAACCUCUUUGCUGUUGUUGUUGAUGAGGCUCACUGCAUCAUAGAAUGGGGUGAUGAUUUCAGACCAGAAUAUGGGAACCUUGCACACCUCCGUUCCAUUGUUCCUGACAAAACAGUUUUUAUAGCAAUGACCGCCACUGCAACCAAAGAAAUGAGAAGAAGGAUUAUUAAACACCUUGAUAUGUGCCAAUCAGAGACACAAACCGUAUGUAUGUUGCCUGAAAGGAAAAAUCUUACGUAUGUGAUCAAGAAAUCAAGAAAACAAACAGAUGAACUUCACUGGAUCCUUGCAGACAUACUAGAAAACAAGGAAAAUGCAAAGAAGACAAUCAUUUAUUGUAGAAAUAUAGCGGCAUGUGCAAAUUUGUAUGAACAUUUUUACAUCAACAUUGAUGAUACUCUGAAUUUUGAUAGUAGACUAAUUGCCAUGUUUCAUCGCUCCACAACAGAAGAAAAUAAAGAACAAGUGCUGUCUGAAUUCCCAAAACAGGACAGUAAGUUACGUCUUGUAUUUGCCACUGUGGCUUUUGGUAUGGGGGUCGACAUACCGGAUGUUGAACAAAUUGUACACUGGGGUGCCCCUCGUAGUUUGGAGCAAUAUUCGAAGGAAAGCGGUCGUGGUGGAAGAGACGGCAGACAACGUGUCUGUGUGUUGUACUUUUCCGGUAUAGACAUUGCUAAGGACAGAUCAACUGAUGCUAUGAGAGAGUUCUGUCGCACUUCAGGAUGUAUUCGUAAAGUUCUAAAUGUCCAUUUCAGUUUGGGAACAUUAAGCGAGGCAUCAAACUUUGAAAAAGGUCUGUGUUUUUGCUGCUCUUUGUGUUCAGAGCAGUGCAAUUGUAACAAUUGUUUCAUACCUAGGUGUAAUGUUGACUUUGCAAAUGUAAGCGAAUCUGUUGUGUGUGAUGAACUGGCUGUAAGGUAUCUCACUAGUAAGCAAAUGAAAUUAUUAAAACUUAAUUUGCAAGACUACCAAAGUGUUAUAUGUGAAGACAAUCCAAGCAACAUCCAUGACUUUGAUUGCCAGUUAAUAGAGGAAAUAGUUCGUCAUUCUGAUACCAUUAUGUGUAUUGAAGAUGUGAUAGAAUUGGGGCUUUCUAAACAUGACUAUGCUGAAGACAUACUGUUGUUGAUAGAAGAAAUAGAAAACCUAUAACAUGUUUAAAACUAUUGCAAUUUUUGUGCAGUUACAUUUGUAAAUACACAUGUAAAUUUAAACAUUGAUUUAACAAAAAUUUAAAUAAAUUAAUAUUUUAACAGUACAUGUGUAUAUACAUGCUUAUGUAUUACAGUCAACAAUGACUCUUUUAGGAUCAAGUUAAUCAACACAUUAAGGUUAAUCAUGUUAUUUAGUUAAUGUUUAAUAGUCGCUUUUCAAAUCACUAAAAGACUUUCUGAAGCAAUUAAUUAUCUUUUUCCCCUAUAAAAUUUAUCUUCAAAGUUUUCUAGGAAUGACAGUAGCUAAUUUUUUUUAUGUAAAUUUUGUUUGUUUCAUAUGUGUAUACGUAUUAUAAAGUGUUUUAUUUUACUGGCUAGAGUACGAAAAAAAUUUGACAAAAACCAUUGAUAUUGUAAUGAACA